GAGUUCGUCAUUAAACGUCAUUGCACCUGGGAAAGAUGAGUCUGAAAGUAGUGGUCUACUGCUGCCUAGCAGCAGUUGCAGUUCUGAAUUCCUUUCCACCGACGGAGGCAACAUUUGGUGUGAUACAGGAUAUUUUUGACGCUCUGUUCGGAUAUAACUAUGAGUAUUGGGAUGAGCUGGAAUAUGACUAUGACAGUGACAGUGAUAGUAAUAGUGACAGUGACAGUGAAAGUGCCAGCGACAGUGAAAGUGACGAGGACAGUGAUGGUGAGAAAGACGAAACGGACGAUGCCAAAGUGACGGUGGAAGUUAUGAUUACAGUGGAAGGAGGAAGUGACGGAGGGGGUGAUGCUGGAGAGAAAGACGAAGAAGGUGGGGCAGUGGCUGGAGGGAAUAGUGGAGGAGAGAACGGAGGAGCGAAUGAUGGAGAUGAUGGAGGGCCGGAUGGAGGGCAGGGUGGAGGGCAGGAGGGCGGGCAGAACGGAGGAAUAGCUGAUGGAACGGAUGAAGGCACAUAUGAUGAACCGGAUGGUGGGUCUGGAGACGAAGAUAUGAAUGAGGAGGCAGAUGAAGCAGCAGGAGACGAAGAAUUGGAUGGAGAGGAUGAAUCAGAAGAGGAAGGACCAGAAGAGGAAGAACCAAAAGAAGAAGGACCAGAAGAGGAAGGACCAGAAGAGACAGGAGUAGAAGAGCAAGAACCAGAAGAAGAAGGACCAGAAGAAGCAGGACCAGAAGAGGCAGGACCAGAGCCGGGAGAUGAUGGUCCAGGAGAGGGAGCGCCAGUUGAGGGAGGAGAAUAGGACGGUAGGGCUGGGGACGUUGGAAGAAGACAGUGACGUCGGGACUGUAGAAUGGAGAAAGGGAUCUAUUAUUAAAAAUUUAAUUUGAUUCAUCGGUAUCUGUCACGAAAUCCCACAUCUAUAUGCUCAAAUAAAAAUGUUUCA
This is a messenger RNA of Topomyia yanbarensis, 944 nucleotides long. RefSeq names its product S-antigen protein-like. Bases 36 to 800 code for a protein of 254 amino acids. The record is from RefSeq and is a predicted model, not a curated record. Lineage: Eukaryota; Metazoa; Arthropoda; Insecta; Diptera; Culicidae. The transcript is spliced from 2 exons.